Messenger RNA from Manihot esculenta (cassava), 5921 nucleotides. RefSeq lists its product as uncharacterized. The coding region runs from base 296 to 5125 and encodes 1609 amino acids. The transcript has 15 exons. The record is from RefSeq and is a predicted model, not a curated record. Lineage: Eukaryota; Viridiplantae; Streptophyta; Magnoliopsida; Malpighiales; Euphorbiaceae. Gene Ontology annotation, molecular function: cysteine-type deubiquitinase activity. Gene Ontology annotation, biological process: protein deubiquitination.
UAAUUGCCAUUUCUUAUCAAACAUCCCCUCUUCUUGUUUUCUUCUUCUUUCUCCGGGAUAGGUGCUUGACUGUUACUUAAUCUUUUCUGCUAGAUUUCAUCGCCUGCUCCGUCUCCUUUGUUCACCGUCACAACCAUCGGCAACUCUUUUCAAAUCCCCACUUGCCUCUGAAAUCUUUCUUCUCUCAAGUAAAGUCUUUUCUCUGUUGUCUCUUUGUAACUAAUACACAUUUUCUUUAUACACGGAGACGGUUAUAUGCAUGUUGCUCAGAUCUUUGGAACAAACCCUAUAAUUGAUGGGGCAUAAGAAGCGCAACCCCACUCGUUCAAAACAACCUCCGCCGUUGACUCCGGCGGCUGCGGCUGCCGUUGAUGAAGACGAGAAUGUGACUCAUCUUUCUCUUGUCAAGAUCGAAACGUCUAUUACGUAUGAAUCAGACAGUUCUUACUCGAAGAUUAAAAUUGAAUGUGAGCGAGCCUUGACGGCACUCCGCCGCGGCAAUCAUACCAAAGCCCUCCGCAUCAUGAAGGAGUUGUGUAUGCGAUACGGUGAUAACUCGCCGCACGCUGCCCUAAUUCAUCGUGUGCAAGGUACAGUCUGUGUAAAGUUGGCCUCGAUAAUCGAUGAUCCCAACGCUAAACAACGGCAUUUGAAGAACGCGAUCGACUCCGCCAGUAGAGGAGCUGUAUUGUCUCCGAACUCGAUAGAAUUCGCGCAUUUCUAUGCUAAUUUGCUUUACGAGGCUGCAAAUGAUGGGAAAGAGUACGAGGAGGUUAUGAAAGAGUGUGACCGUGCGUUGGAUAUCUUGAACCCGAUUGAUCCCGCCAAGGAGAGCUUGCAAGACGAGAGCCAGCAGAAGAUAACGACUGCGGAAGCAAGAAUUGCUCAUGUGCAGAGUGAGCUGAGGAGCUUGAAACAGAAAUCGAGCAUUGCUUCAAUUUCGACUUGGAUGAAGACCUUAGGGACUGGGGAAGAAAUCAGAUUGAUACCCAUACGGAGAGCCACUGAGGAUCCUAUGGAGCUUAGAUUAUUGCAAACUAGGAGGCCCAAUGAGAUAAAAAAGGCUACAAAGACGCCUGAAGAGAGACGGAAAGAGAUUGAAGUUAGGGUCGCUGCUGCCAGACUACUGCAGCAGAAAUCAGAGAGUGGUUUGGGACAUAAUGAGGGUGAACGGAGUGAAAAGGGAGCGGAAGCCCCACCGGGGAGUGAUAAGAGAGGAGAGAGGAGGAAGUAUGGGAUUAAUGUGAAGAAGAGUGGUACUAACAAGGAGAGAAAGGAUUGGGUGCAGUUAUAUUGGAACUCAAUGAGCAUGGAAAUGAAGAGGGAUUUGUUAAAAAUUAGGGUCAGUGAUGUGAAGAGUUAUUUUGGGUCGUCCAAGGAUAGUUUGGCUUUUGAGGUUUUAAAUGAGGCAUUGGCAUUUGCGGAGGAGAAUAAGGCAUGGAGGUUUUGGAUGUGUUGUAGAUGCCUUGAGAAGUUUGCAGAUUCUGAGAGUCACACACGUCACGUUGCGCAAGAACAUAUGGGUAAUCUCAUGCCUAGAAUGCAGGCAGUUUUGCCUCACAGUGUUGAAAAUAAGUGGAUUGAUAUGAUUCUUAAUUGUGCUUGGAAACCACUGGAUGUUUCCUCUGCGGUCAAGAUGUUUGAAAGUCCAGGGAAAUGCCAGGAUGGAGACACAGUUGAGGAUUUUUUCUCGGGGAGGCAUAAUGAGGAGUGUGACGAUUAUUUCAAAGAUGCGAGGGAUUCUUCUCCUGAGAAGGAAAGUUCAAGUAAUGGCUGUAAUGAUUUUACUGCAGGGAGCAGUGAUGCAGAUAGAGUUUCCAGUAUUGAGUGUAAAGAAUGCGAUAGAAACCAGAGUACCAUGCCAGAAUCUAUUGAUAGCUGGCCAUUAUCAGAGGACUCUGAGAGAGGGAAGCUCCUUGAAAAAAUUCAUGCUGUAUUUGAGGCACUUAUUAAAUGUAAGUGUCUUGCUGCAAGUCAUGUAAACAAGGUGAUACAACUUACGAUGGAUGAGCUACAAACUCUUGCUUCUGGUUAUCAGCUUCUAAAGCAUGGCGUGCAUCAGACUCCCUUGUGCAUUUGUUUUUUGGGAGCAUUGCAGCUUAGAAAAAUCCUCAAAUUCUUGCAGGAACUAUCUCAUUCUUGUGGUUUGGGAAGAUAUUCUGAGAAAAAUAGUACUAAAGAUGAUGUAAAUUCUGCUCAAGGUCCUGAGAUAAAAGAGAAAGUUGUUCUUAAUGGUGAUGCAUUGUGUCUCUACCUGGAUGAUUGUCUGUUGCCAUCUGAAAGUGCUCCUGGCACAUGUAUUCCUGAUGAUAUGGCCACAGCAGCUUCUACUAAUGUUGAAAAUGAGAUUCUACCUGACGUUGAUGCUUUGCUCUCAUGGAUAUUUGCAGGCCUCUCUAGUGGGGAGCACUUGCAAUCAUGGCUGCGUAUGAAAGAGGAGAAAGUGAACCAUGGAGUGGAAAUUCUCCAGACACUUGAGAAGGAGUUUUACCACCUACAGAGUCUUUGUGAGAGAAAAUGUGAGCAUUUAAGCUAUGAGGAAGCAUUGCAGGCUUUGGAGGAUCUUUGUCUCGAAGAAAGUAAGAAGAGGGAAAUGGACACACUUGAUUGUAGUUGCUAUGAAUAUGCACUUAGAAAGCGGAGGGAUGAUAUUGCUGAGAAUGAAAAUAAUGCUCUGUUUGUUAGCAGUAGGAUCGAGGUAGAUGUCAUAGCCAAUGUAUUAAAAGAAGCAGAAGAUCUGAACGGCAGUCAACUUGGAUAUGAGAAUACUCACAGUAGUCUGAAUUCUCAGUUAUGUGACUUGGAAUUUGGUGAAGACAAUGAUAGUAAAACCAAGGACAUUGUGCAUCAAAUGAACACUUGUAUACAAGUUGUGAUUCAGAGACAGAAACACCAGUUAUCAGUAGAGCUCAGCAAAAUUGAUGCUAGAAUCAUCCGAAUUGUAACGGGGAUGCAGCAGUUGGAACUCAAACUUGAACCUGUUUCUGGCCAUGAUUAUCGGUCAAUUUUGUUACCUUUAUUGAAGUCGUAUAUGAGGGCACACAUGGAAGAUUUAGCUGAGAAGGAUGCCACAGAGAAGUCUGAUGCUGCAAGAGAAGCAUUUUUAGCAGAAUUGGCACUUGAUUCUAAGAAGAUUGCUAGAGGAAGUGAUAAUUUGAGAAAUACACAGGAGAAAGCAAAGGAUAAGAAAAAGAACAGAGAAUACAGGAAAAGCAAAGAUCCAAAGGCUCCUUUUGGCAAUGAGCAGCACCUGCUUCAUGAUGAGACUGCCGAGCAAAGUUCCUUUCCAGUUGCAUCUCAUGGUGACCCUCCUGAUUCUGAGAUUCCUCUUUCGGUGAAAAGUGAUGACUUGAAACGACAGGAGGAAGAACAUAGACUUAAAAUUGAGCUUGAAGAAGAGGAGAGAAAACUUGAAGAAACUCUGGAGUAUCAAAGACGAAUUGAGAAUGAGGCUAAACUAAAGCAUCUUGCUGAACAACAACACAAGAAAUCUGGUCGAACAUUACCAGAAAAGGUGGCUGGACUGCCUGAUAAUUGUUUGAAAUGUGGAGCAGAUGAUGUACAUGGGCCAUUGUUUCAGGAACAUUUGACAUUUAAGGAUGGGUUUCCCAAUGAUAUAGAAGGCAUACAUAUGGUAGAUAGUGCAGCAGUGCCAAUCAAACCUUCAAUAUCUAGUGCUGAAGUGAUUAUCGGUACUCAUAACACAAAUGUAAAACAAGUUCCAUCUAGUGAAGGAACUGCGGAUGACAGUCUUUUGGCUUCUGACUGGAGGACAGGAAGGAGAAGUAGGCGGCAGAAGAGUUCCACCAGAUCUUUUGAUGGAAAAUUUCAACCAACUUCAUCAGAACAUAACAAUGUUGAAGUUGGAAUUAAUCCUACUAUAGGGGACAAUGGAACUAGGGCAUUGAGACAAUUACAGGCAGAGGAUGAUGAGGAAAGGUUUCAAGCUGACCUUAAACAGGCUGUACGCCAAAGUCUUGACACAUUCCAAGCAUGUCAGAAAACACCCUUGAGUUCAAGUUUGGGGAUGCCAGAAAAUAUACCUCUGGAGGUUGACAGUUCUGGAGUUUCACCCACUGAAGUUCCAAUUGAAAAUGUGAAUGAAACUGAUGUGGUUGGUACAGGCCUGCAGAAUGAUGUUGGUGAAUAUAAUUGUUUUCUGAAUGUCAUCAUACAGUCCUUAUGGCAUUUAAGACGGUUUCGGGAGGAGUUCUUGCGGAAAUCAACAUCAGAGCAUGUCCAUGUGGGAGAACCCUGUGUUGCAUGUGCAUUAUAUGAUAUUUUCACUGCUCUUAGCACUGCAUCUAAAGAUAUACGGAGAGAAGCCGUUGCUCCUACAUCUCUGAGGAUAGCUCUGAGCAACUUGUAUCCUGAUAGUAAUUUCUUCCAAGAGGCUCAGAUGAAUGAUGCAUCUGAAGUAUUGGCAGUAGUAUUUGAUUGUCUUCAUCGAGCAUUUACUUCUGGUUCAAGUGUUUUUGAUUCUGAUUCUGUGGAAAGCAAUGGCAUGGGAUCUUGGGAUUGUACAAAUGAUGCUUGUUUAGUUCAUUCUCUUUUCGGUAUGGAUAUUUUUGAACGAAUGAAUUGCUAUAGCUGUUGUUUGGAGUCCAGGCAUCUGAAGUACACUUCUUUCUUUCAUAAUAUAAAUGCUAGUGCCCUCCGGACAAUGAAGACCACGUCUUCUGAAAACUCUUUUGAAGAGCUAUUAAAUCUAGUAGAGAUGAAUCAUCAAUUAGCUUGUGAUCCCGAGGUUGGUGGUUGUGGGAAGCUUAACUAUAUCCAUCAUAUUCUGUCGACAACUCCACAUGUGUUUACUACAGUUUUGGGAUGGCAAAAUACAUGUGAAAGUGCUGAGGAUAUAGCUGCAACAUUGGCAGCACUUAGUACUGAGAUAGACAUCAGCAUUCUGUACCGUGGUCUGGAUCCAAAAAACAUGCACAGAUUGGUUUCAGUGGUUUGCUAUUAUGGGCAACAUUAUCAUUGCUUCGCCUAUAGUCAGGAUCAUGAACGAUGGAUUAUGUAUGAUGACAAAACUGUCAAGGUAAUUGGGAGCUGGGCGGAUGUUCUUUCCGUGUGUGAAAAAGGGCACUUGCAACCUCAGGUUCUUUUUUUUGAAGCUGUAAAGUAGUGAUUAGCGGAAUUUGUGGAAUUAGUCUAAUGCAGGAGAGAGCACUGAGUUCAGCAUGGGUUAACAUUUUUCGGUCUAGGGUGAGAUGUUUGUGCUGAUGCAUUGCGGCUUUACCUUGAUACAGUUCAUAUGAGGAAAUCUUUGUUUUGAAGGACUUCUUAAGUUCUUAUACAAGAUGAGGGUUGUGAUAGAAAAUCUCGAGUUCUUUCAUAUAGGCAGGAGGUUUUGUCGGAGAAAUGGCCUUCUCAGGGAAGAAUAACAAAUCAACGAAUCAAGGGAAUUUUCUUUUGGCUUGAGGACAUCUUUGACAUAAGCGACUGUGAGUGUAAAAACUUUGGCACUCUUGCAUCUGAGUAUUUUUGUAAGGGUAAAGUCCAUGGAAUUUUCUGUUGCUUUCAUGGAUAUGUCCAAUAAGGGGUUUGGUUAAGAAAAAGAGCAGCAAAUUUCCUGGUUAGCUGCCUGUGGAUGCACUGAAAGAAAUUAUGAUGCAUUUGAUGAGGUGGUAUUGGUAAAUAAUGAUCAGUUGUUGCCAGGAGCAUAUACGCUAAUAGCAAUUGUAAGUGGUGAACGUAGUUACAUUACAAUUAGAUUGAAACUUUAUUCUAGAUGACCAAUUCUUCAGAAAUUUUCCCCCUUUAGAGGAGGUUCUGUAUAGAUCACCAUCAUGGCCCCAUGGGUUCUAAACUUUACACAUGCAACUUAAGUUGUGGCAUAGUAUCAAUCAUAUAAAUGGCAGCGGGGAAUUAGUAGCCAAUUUGCUGUUUGUUCUUCUUGUUUAGUCGCAUUGUUGCACAUC